AUGCAGUCUGUCCACUUGAUCGUGCUCAUACAUGGUCUUUACGGAUCCACACUCAAUCUUGCAGCGGUGAAACAAGAACUUCUCGCGCUUUCUUCUCCUGAUGCACCGGCGUCAAGCUCACGCAAACAAUCUAUAGAGACAGUGGUGUAUCUUCCUGAGGGCAUCAAAGGGCCAAGAACAUGGGAUGGAAUCGAUCUUUGUGCUUUGAGAAUAGUAGAAGAAGUCGACAACGAGAUUGAAAGGUUAGAAGAUGAAGGGAAAGAUGUGGUCGGAUUCAGUGUGAUGGGAUAUUCUCUUGGUGGACUUAUAUCACGAUACCUGAUCGGUGUUCUACAUGCCAGACAACCAUCUUUCUUCUCCCGUCACAAACCCAUAUCAUUCUCUACAGCAGCCACUCCUCAUCUCGGCGUACUGAAAUAUGGUACUCUGACAAAUACUGUCGUUCAUGCUGUCGGGCGUCAGUUGUUCAGUCGAAGUGGAAGACAAAUAUACUGCAUGGAUGAAGAACCCGAGUGGGGUGGAAGAGGGUUAUUGGAAUUCAUGGCUGAUCCAGGGGAAGAUCACGUCUUUGUCGAGGCUCUUCGACUGUUCCCCAAGAUCAUGAUCGUUGCCAACGGUUGUCAAGAUAAUACUGUUCCUUACCCUACAGCAUCAAUUUCUGCUUCUGAUCCUUUCAUCGAUCUAUCGACUGUCGAAGUCGAUACAGAUGCUCACCAUAUAAUCAAAUCGUAUCGGAAAAUAGAAAUACCAGAUCCAGAUGAUCUUCCCGUAGAUCAUAGUAGAGAAAUCGAAGAUGACGGUGAAGAAGUUGAAAUAAAGAUAAAGAUCAUCAAAAAUCCAAUAAGUAGAGUAGCAACAGAAUGGAAAGGUAGAAGAAGGCAACCAUUACCACCACCUUUCAUGGCGUUUCCCUGGCCCUUGAACUAUAUGUUGUUCUUGAUAUUUCCCUUGCUCCUGCCAUUCGUCUUGGUCUUUCUGACCGGAGCCAUAACUUUUCAAAAUUUCCACUCACGCCGGAGAAUCCGUACACAUCGCGACACAAUUGAAAGACAACCUCUCCUUGUCCCUUCAUCAGCUUACCUGACGGAAACAAUCCAAUCUACCGCUCGGGAGAUUAGCGAUAGCCUUUCAUCAUCCAUACGACCUGAUACAUCUAUUGAUGGGAUAUCGACACCGCCGCUCUCGGAUCCUGUUGAACACAGCUCGAAGACACCUCUACUCCUCACCCCAGCCCAAAAGUUGAUGAUACGUAAUCUAAACCACGCAAUGCCUCAUGCUCAAAGGGUGGUUGCGUGGUUUCCUUGGGCGUUCAAUAGUCAUGCUAUGUUGAUCUGUCGUGAUACGGCUAGAUUUCCUUGGCAAGAAGAUGGUAGGGGAAUUGUCAAACUCUGGGCUAAAUUCGCUCAUUCUGCUGUGUUUCAAGUGAUAGGCGGAAAAGAUAGCGGUGAUGUAGAAAUGCAUGGUCGAACAGGUGAAUAG
This is a messenger RNA of Kwoniella shivajii, 1479 nucleotides long. RefSeq lists its product as uncharacterized. The transcript has 12 exons. The coding region runs from base 1 to 1479 and encodes 492 amino acids. Lineage: Eukaryota; Fungi; Basidiomycota; Tremellomycetes; Tremellales; Cryptococcaceae. The record is from RefSeq and is a predicted model, not a curated record.